AUGUUUUGUGAGUUUUUACUCAUACUGUAAGUUCUUAGCUCUUAUCUGUUAUUGCCGUUUCUGUCUAUCCACCCUAAAUUCUAGUUCUUAAUCAGCUGUCAAUUCCCCAGCUGAAUCACCUAGUCGAUGAGAUCGACUCCUGCAUCCGCUACUACUCAGCAUGUCUGGUUCACGAACUUGCAACCCGCGAAGAAUUGGAUUAUGAACAAGAGCUGAAAGACAUCUUCUUCACUCUUCUGCUUGAAGUUCACUCGCGGAUUGAGGGUUCCGACACGCGCUCCCGGUCUGUCAGUCCUGAGCUAAAGGCUGAUACCAAGGAAGCGGGUGGCGACUCUAAGAAGACCUCCUUCCUAAGUAGGGCCCGUCCUCACUUAUUUUAUUGUCCCAUCCACCUUCUCCCCCAGUUAGCCUUUCUAUUUGUGCACAAAUAGGCGGAAACUCGGCCUCCGCAAAGGCCACACUGGCCAAUGCCGCCCUCGCGGUCCGACUACGCUGGCGACGCAUGGGCCGCAGUAUCGAAACUGCUCGCUCAAGCAGCCUGUCGGCUGCCGGUGGGCGUCUGAUGCGACGCACUUCCAGCGCUCUUAGCUACCUCCGUCGCCUCACACAGCCCAUUCGAAGUCAGGACGUAGCGGGUGCUGCACAGAGAAUCACCACCUCCAAUUCCACCAUUGAUUUGCCCUGCCUUUUUGAAUAUCAAGACUCGGAGUGGGCCGACAUGCAGUCCACUGCUCACCGGGAUGGAGAAUCGCUGUCUGCAUCGGCCACACCCACGUCCACCCUUUCACCCAGGCGUCUACCCUGGUACGAAUCCUCCGGCAGCUCGAUAGCCAGUUCUAUGAAGAAGAAGAAGCGGGCUAAGCGUGGGCCUAGCCGUGAGGAAGAUUUGAAGGUGAGCUGCAUGGUUUUGGUCAUGUGUUGCGGAUAAUUGCGAGUGGGCUGCAGGGAGUAACGGCCCUCUAAUUCUUAACACUCUCUCUAGUUCUUGAGCACCAGGAUUCCCUUCCACCUGUCGGCAACUGGAGAUGGACCCACCGUUGGCCACUUGGAGCUCUUCAAUGACUUUCUUCGCUGCAUGUUGACUAAUAAUCCGAACUUGACACCACUUCUGACCGACUACAUUCUCAAUGGUAAGCCUUCAAGCAAACAUGGAAUCAUAAACUGACCAACAGGAGGAAAUAUCCGAGCCUCAUCUGAUCAGUGUUGACUCUCUUGUAUCCCAGGUUCAUCAUUUAGCCUAGGCUAAUGUCAGUGCAGCAUUCAAAAGGUGCUCAUCAGAAACUCGUGCAAAAAACCUUGUUGUACGUGGUAGAGGCGGCGGCUAACCUCUGUUUGUUCAUCAACAAGAGUCAAACACACCAUCUUUCUCAGCUAGCCAUAUCUUAACCCUCGAGCUAAACAGUCUGGGACUUGAGCUCGAGCUCAGACGUUCACAGCUGGGAUUCCAUGGCUCAAAUGGUUGAGAACUUGACUGGGAGUGUCCGAUGAUCGACUGCGAUCGAUAAGCCAGAAGUAGCCAUUGCACUUUCGCUGGUCUUUGUAGGUAUUUCUACUGUCCUCUAGAUUAUCUGUCACUACGCAACCGUCUGCGAAGACCCCAAGGCGAGAAAUAAAUAACACUAAUUACUCCGUAACGGUCACAAUCCACCAAUUUGUUUGGAGCUAAAACUUCUACAGUGCAUCACUACUGGGCGUUCGUAUCGUAAGUUGACUGAAAAGACUCAAACCAACAGCGAAAUUGGUGAAGGAUAAAUUGAAUUUAUAGGUAUUUUUGCAGAUUUUGAAUAAUUCUGACCCAACUGCGAAAGCUGAGAAGCUGAGAAGACUACUACGUGUAGCACGUAAUGCCAUGUGUGUAAAUCGCAGUAUACACUCUCUGACUACCUCUUCUAAUCCAUUUUAGUGUACGCGCCAGGAGAUAAAUCAACGCCAAAAUUAAUCAUUUGA
Spirometra erinaceieuropaei is the source of this 1947-nucleotide messenger RNA. The record is from the annotation of a GenBank genome assembly. NCBI's taxonomy places the organism in Eukaryota, Metazoa, Platyhelminthes, Cestoda, Diphyllobothriidea, Diphyllobothriidae.